GGUGCCUGCUUACCCUAAUGAGCUUAAAGUCUUAUUUGUAGUAGACAUCUGUCAAUACAGAAGUGAGGCAUUCAAGUCCUCUUAAUCCACUAGCUCUAAAUCCAGCAGAGCUUUCACACUCCUUUUUUGAAUCAAAGAAGAAAACCUGAGUGGAAACAUACGAUGGAACAGCACAGCUUCAAGACCAGAUCCUGGGCAGGAAGCACGUGAAAUUUCAAGGCAAACAACAAAAGACAGACAACAAAACUGGGAUUGUGAUGGAAAACUUUUGAGGAAAAGGACAGUCUGCAGUUCAGGAUGAGACAGUGAGUUUAAUUCUUUGUUUUAUUUUCCCUAGUUCAUCUGGAUUUUUAAUCUAAAAUACAGCCAAAGACAGAGAAAGGAUGGGCUGCACACCAUCUCACAGCGAGAUUGUUAAUACUCUUGCAAGAAAUGGUUUUAAGGCUUUGAAUAAACCCAAAGGUAUUUUGCGUAUUGAUCCAGCAGAUAAAGGAAUCCCACUGCUAGUUAAAGGUUCAUCUUGCUACAAUAUUGAUGAAUUCUACCAAUACAAAAUUCAGAGGAACAGCUGCCUGGCAGAAACUGAGGAGAAACUGUCUGAGCAGGAAAAAAGUGAUUAUUUGCAGUUUUCUUCCAAAUCUCAUUCAGAUCCUCACAUUUCCAGGGAAGACAACAUAAUUGAGAGGAAAGCCCCAGAGGCUGAAGUUAUGUCCAAAUUGAUUGAGUCUCAAAAACACAUCAUUGAGGCCGUACAGAUCAGAAAGCAAAGCUCAUGUGAAUCAGAAGCAUCAGCUUCCAUUUGUGAUAAUAAGAAUGAAAGCAAUGCAAAGCAAAUCCUAAAGAAAGGAAGGAAGCCAAAAAAUCAUAAAUUAGCUAAGCAAGGUCGACCUAGCAAAAUUAAAAAAAAGUCAAUUUUGUCCCCAUGCGAGAUAGAGAAAAAGGUAGAUUUCCCAGAACUGCUUGUUAAGGCUCAUCAGAAUGCAUAUGCCUACUUAAAUCCAAACCUCUCCAAGUAUGAAGCUAUACUUCAUAUGGCCAACCAGGCUGCCCAAACUCAGCUCUUCCUACAGCAGAUGGUAAGCUUCCUCAUGCUUCGCUUUGAUGAAAUCAACCAGCUUUUGGAAGAAAUUGCUAAUGAUGGGGAAAAUCUUCUCAAAGAUGUGGGUAGAUAUCUGGCAUGGCCAUCAGGAAAAGAUGAUUUGAAGGAGCACCCUGAUCUUCUGCAACAACUACUUCAGUACACAAUUAAUAAAAUGCAGUUAGUGAGUGGAACACUGGCCUCUGUCACUUCCGACGCCCUGCAGGAAACCUGCAGCUACCUGCAGUCUGCUGCAAGCAACUUGGAAGGAAAACUGAAAGCAAAGCAAAGCUAUGAUGAGCGCCUGUUUCGGGCAGUAAGGCUGCUUGAAGCCUCAACCAUGGGAAGCUCUCAGUCCCAUGGCGAUGACAGGACUCUCUAUUCUGAGGACAGUGGCAUUGGUGUGGACAGCGAGUCCCUCAAAGACUUCAGUCCUUUCAGCCAGCUUGGAGCACAAGCAAGCUGUGAGUCCUGUGCACGUGGCCUCGUGUCCCAAAACCACACCAGAACAAUGGAGCACACGCAUAAUGGGGCAAUGUCAGCAGGCACAGCCACAUCCUAUGGCUGUGCACUUGAAUGGCAUUUUAAAGAUACAUUUUAUUCACCUGUACAGAACAGAGGAGAAACUUCUUGUCAGGGUGGAGUACCAGAAGGUCUUUCCAAGGCAGCAAAAUAUGCAAACCUGAGCAAAAGCCACUCCAGUAACUCCUUCCAGUCUGAUUCUACACAGGAAGGUGAACAUUUUGAAUCAACAGAUUUUCCUUCAGAUGAUGAUGAAGGGAGCACCCUGGGGGAGGAUGAUGACAAUGCAAGUUUAUCAGAAAUGGGUAAGGAUGCCCUGCCAAAGAGGCCCCAGUCUUCACCUGCAGUCACCGAUAACACACAAAGACAGUCGACCACCAAAAGGACGGAGAAUGCGGAGACAGAGGAAAUGAUUCUGAAGAUGAAAGAUGCCAUCAGUGAAAAAAUCAAGUUUGUCCCAGCUAAAUCUGGGCGUAAAGAAUGGGUGGAGGAUGAGAGUGGAACAGCAGUCCUAACAGCAAGGCCCAGUACAGCAAUGGGAAGGCAGAAGGCCUCUGGGAAACAACAGCGGUCCAGAUCGGAGGAGUCCCUCAGAAGCCAGGCAGAGGACCCAACCCUCCUAGAGCUUCAGAGAACUCAAAAGGAGCUCAGCAAAAGGCUAGACAUGUUUUAUGGAAAGAUGGAUACAGAUAACAACCAAGAGCCUCGGAAAGUGAGAACAACACGUUACUUUCAGGAUGAGCAAAUUACAUCUAGGUCCUCUAGCAAACUUAAGGCAUGCCUCUCAAAAAAUUUCAGCAUCCUGCCUAACCAGGAUAAAGUCCCUUUGUACAUGGUUGAUCAAAAUCCUGCCAAUCAGCUGGAUGAAAAGAGAUGCAAGAAGCCUGUCAGAGCUACUGUGCCCACCCAGGAGACAUCGGGGAGCAAAGACGACAAGACUUCUGCAACACAAAUACUCGGUGGCAGCAGUUGUGCCCCCCGCCAAUCUGUCAAAAAGCUUAUUGAAACGUUCAGUCCAACUGAUGAUCUUGAAAAAGCCACACCUUUAAGGUCUUUAGGGCCAAUUAAGUGCGUCAGAAAAUUUGGACUUCCAGUCAUCCCACCCACCAUUCCAUUUCAGAGGGGGUUGGUGCCUUUAAAUAUUAAGCACCGUAUUUCACCAGUAGAAGACACAAGCCUUUCAAACACCACUGGAGUUUGUUCUAACUUUCCAAAUGCCUUUCCUCCUGUACCAGCUGCAGAAUUAAGCAAGGACAUAAAGGAAGAAACUGAUGUAGACACUGAGAACCUGCCACCACCACCCCCUGAAAUGCUAAUGGACACUUCUUUUGAAUUCUCUGAGCCUGAAGAAACAGCAAGAAUAGGAGAAAACUCUUCGGAAUAUGCCAAAAAGCCUGCCAAAACAGAAUUUAAUGCUACUAAGAGAGCACAAGUCUCCCCAAAAAUGAAAGCCUCCCUCCAGUCCAUUGACUUAUUACCAAGUAAAAGCAUCAGCCCCAGCGCAGUUGCUAACAAAGUUCAAAGGAAUAGCGGACCCAGGGAUGAGAAACUGCAGAUAUACUCUCUGGAGCUGAACCCUACCAACAUGCACAUCCCUAGCCAGGAGGAGAUAUUAGCAACCCAGAGAAAAGAAGCUGCAGAUUUGUACAAGCAAACACAUAAAAUUAUUCCUCUUCAAAAUCCCAGUGGGGUUUCAAAACCACAUGACAAUAGCUCAGAGAGCAAAGAGCCCAAUUCACCUGCUACUUCAGUGCCAUAUCAGAAGCAUGGUUCUCCUGACUCAACGAGGAGAAAUGAAAAAGGCUCAUCAUUCAACAGGAGGGUCUCCCCAGCAAGAACUCCCCCUUCUUCUCCACCAACUGAGAAACAGCUUUUCAGCCCCCCGGUACAACACAGACGCGCUCUGCAGGCUUUUAACAGCCAGCAGCUGAGCUCACCAACCAUGCAGAGGAAACCCAGUCCCCCUGCCAGCCCCAGGGCACCCAGCCCACCCCGGGGGCCCAGCCCACCCCUACAGAAGAAGCUGCCCUCUCCACCAGCCCAGCGGAAACUGCUCAGCCCUCCUGCGGAGCACAAGCAAAGUUCACCAACACCACACCGGCUGCCAGGCUCCCCAGUCUGCCACCGAGAAGCAAGCCCCACUCCAUUCCUCACUGCCCCAUCCCCACCAACCUCCCCAUCCCGCUCCUACAAGGGAUCAAAAGCUGGUCUGGAUGCUGGGGAUGAGUACCAGCCUGCCUCCUCCAAGAAGGGCAGCAAUGUACGUUCAAUAUUUUGCCCAGCUACUUCUUCCUUAUUUGAAGCAAGACCUCCACCAGCACCCAGCAAACCCACAGUGGAAGUCACCAAACAGACUGAAGCUUCAUCACCUGCCCAAAAGAGCAGUCUGCUACUCCAGCAGCCUGUAGACCGAACCAGAAAGCUGUCUCUGAGCGCUGCCAAUCCUCAGCCAUUUGUGAGGAGAAGUUUCUCUGACCGCAGACCAGGGGUUCGGUUUUAUCUUCCAGCUCCCGUAACAGCUGGCAGCGAACCUGCUCUUAACCAAGCAAGUGUGGAGGAGAGCCCUGGAAAAGCAGGCGACUGUUGGAGCAGCCCUUGUGCCCCUGAAAUCAAGGAGUCCAACAGAUCCACUUCCCACCCUGAGCUCUACGUCGUGGGCCAGGGGCUGCAGAGGGACUGACAGCAGAAACGUUUGGGCAGGAGGAAGCACAAGCAAGGCCAGAGGCUCUGGAGGGAGGAAGCAGCUUUACCCAAGCCUCUAAAACACAACUUAUUCACAAGGAAGCAAUAUGAUGGCAUCACAUCUAAAAACACAAACUGCUCCCAACAGUCCGAGGAAAUAUCAGUAGCCAGAUGCUUCUCCUUUUGAUUGCAUUUUAGGUUUAAUUCAAAGUUUUACAAUUAGCAACAGAAAUACUUUCCAAUUCUGCAAGUCUGAGGCAAAUUGAUUCCAUGAAGGCAGGACCUGAAGCCAAGUCCUUUGUUUCACCAUUUAGCUAAAGGAGUUUAAAAACUUUCAGAAAUGAUCAUUAUUUGACAUGUCAUUUAUUCAGGAGGCAUCACAGCUUUGGUUGUGUAAAAAAGUGACUGAUGUGACCUUUCCCUGGGUAAAAUCCUGGACCAAUUGUAUUCUAUUGCAAAAA
Messenger RNA from Oxyura jamaicensis (ruddy duck), 4743 nucleotides. It is a transcript of the gene PCARE, whose product is annotated as photoreceptor cilium actin regulator. Bases 384 to 4280 code for a protein of 1298 amino acids. Gene Ontology annotation, cellular component: photoreceptor inner segment; photoreceptor outer segment. Gene Ontology annotation, biological process: protein localization to photoreceptor outer segment; photoreceptor cell outer segment organization. The record is from RefSeq and is a predicted model, not a curated record. NCBI's taxonomy places the organism in Eukaryota, Metazoa, Chordata, Aves, Anseriformes, Anatidae. The transcript is spliced from 2 exons.